Molecule: messenger RNA, 1599 nt
Organism: Zingiber officinale
Lineage: Eukaryota; Viridiplantae; Streptophyta; Magnoliopsida; Zingiberales; Zingiberaceae
Exons: 1
Coding region: 1-1599 (532 amino acids)
Cellular component (GO): plasma membrane
Source: RefSeq, a predicted model, not a curated record
AUGGCCACUAGAUCCUCACCCCUUCUCCUCCUCCUCCUCUUCAUUUCCUCUGCCGCCGCCUUCGAUGUCAUGGAGAUCCUCCAACCCUACACCGAAUACUCCACCUUCACCAAGUACUUGACCGAUCUAAAGCUCGUCGACGCGAUCAACGGCCGCCAAACCGUCACUGUCCUCGUCGUCGACAACACCGCCGUGUCGGCCUUCUCCUCCCUCUCGGGAGACGACCUCAAGAAGGCCAUCUCCUACCAUAUCUUGCUCGACUACUACGACCCCUACAUCUUGGAUCGCAACUUCGAUAAGGCCGGCAUUAUCCCUUCCAUGGGCGGAGACUUGAAGUACAACGAGUUGGCCGGAGAGCAGAUGGUCUUCGGAGUGGACGUCGCCGGAGCUCCUCAGGAUUGCAGCCUCGUCAAGGUCGUGGGAGCCAGGCCGUACAACUUGUCGGUCCUUGAAGUGAGCAAAGCCAUUACGACGACAGGUGGCGGCGGCGGCGCCUCUUCGUCCAAUGCUCCACCGACGGGGACACCGCCCACUCCGGCGAGCACCGAUAACGCAAGUGCUCCGACAGAAACUCCCAAUGCAAAGUCGACCGCUACUUCUGCACCAGCGGCAGCUCCUAAGGCGAGCUCUGGCACAUCUCCUGCGACAGAAGCGACAAAUGGCGGUCACAGUAGCACCACCGUGGGGGGAACAGCAGAGGCGCCAGCAGCGGCAGAGGCUUCGAAGAGCAGUGGUGGCUCCAUAACUUCGGCGACGACAAAGACACCGGCAGCUGCCGAGGCACCAAGGACAGCAGAGGAAGCAAAGGGCAGUGGCUCCGUUUCUUCACAGGCUCCAAAAAGUAAUAACUCUGUUUCAACGGAGGCUCCACAGAGCAGUAGCUCCAAAUCUCCAGUGGCAUCAGAGGCACCAAAAAGCAGUAGCUCUGUUUCUUCAGAGGCUCCCAAGAGCAGCCCAAGCAGUUCAACUUCCCAAGCUCCAAUAACCCCAGAAGCUCCAGCGAAUGGUAGUUCCACGGAUUCAAUGAACAGCACCGCCUCUUCUACUCCGACGGAGGCUCCAAAGAGCAGCACCAGCUCUUCUGCUGCUUCGACGACAGCAGAGGCGCCAAAGAGCAGCACAAGCUCUUCCGCUCCGACGGCAGCAGAGGCUCCAAAGAGCAGCACAAGAUCUUCCGCUCCGACGGCAGCAGAGGCGCCAAAGAGCAGCACAAGCUCUUCCGCCCCAACGGCAGCAGAGGCUCCAAAGAGCAGCACCAGUUCUGCUCCUUCAGAGGCUCCCAAGAGCAGCCCUACCGCACCUUCUCAAGCUCCCAAGGCAAGUGCUGCUGCUCCUACCUCGACGAUCAAGGGAGAGGCUCCCUCCGGCUCUCCGAAAGCCGCUGCUCCCGGCGCCGAGGAUCCGAUGGGGAGUGACGCAGAUGGGCCGAGUGGGGAAGCGCCUGCGUUAAACAUCGCGUCGACCCCCUCGUCGUCGGCAGAUGCUCCAGGUACGGAAGCGGAUCAGGCUUCUGGUUCAUCGAGCAGAGGAGUGGGAACGUUCUCCAUGAUUGGGUUUACCAUGGCAGCUGCUCUGUUCCAGUUCCAUGGCUUGUUUUGA